AAGAACAUCCCUUUGGUUCAACAUGCACUCUUUUCCCCCGCCAUCAGUUGUCCAGUCAUUAUGGCGGAAUGUAAAAAGCCUACAUCAUGUCCGUCUCCAGCUUCAGUAAUGACCUUUCUAGCUAGAGCUUUGUCCUAUUCAAGGUUGAGUCAACCUGAUCAGUCUGAUGUGUUCAAAUCGCAGACUUCUGUUCACCAGAGCAAUGUUGCACAGCCAGGCCGACGGAGGUUGUCGAGCAGCAACAGUGUUGAGUCUCUGGAUGUGAGCCUCUGUGCUGAAGCGCGAGUCUUGGUCAUCAACACCGGAGGAACUAUCGGGAUGAUGUACCAUAAUAACGUGCUCUCACCCCCAGGGCCUAAUGUGUUUGUGAAGGCUCUGCGAAAGCUUCCCGACCUCCAUGAUGAGCAUUAUGCCCUGCAGACCUGUAUGUCUUACUACGACAGCACGAGUGGCCCACAGGAGAACACCCUUGUCCUGCCGCUGUGUAAACAAAAUAAGAGGAUAGUGUACACUGUUUUAGAGUACAGCCCCUUGCUGGACUCUUGCAAUAUGACCACAGAUGACUGGGCUACAAUUGGGAAGGACAUUGAGAAACACUAUGAGAAGUAUGACGGUUUUGUCAUUCUCCACGGCACGGACACAAUGGCCUACACAGCAUCUGCUCUGUCCUUCAUGUGUGAGCAUCUGGGGAAGCCUGUCAUCCUCACCGGCUCCCAGGUGCCAAUCUAUGAGAUGAGGAACGAUGGAAGAGACAACCUGUUGGGGGCGCUGCUGAUCGCUGGUCAGUUUGUCAUUCCUGAGGUUUGUUUGUAUUUCCACCACAAGCUGUACCGGGGGAACCGUGUAACCAAGGUGGAUUCUGGGAGUUUCAAUGCCUUCAAUUCUCCUAACCUGGCUCCUCUGGCCAAUGCUGAAGUGGAUAUUAAAAUUAACUGGGACACGGUGUGGAGAGCGAACACAACCGCGCAGUUCAGAGUGAGCACUCUGAUGAACCGUAACGUGGGUCUGCUGAGACUCUUCCCAGGCAUCACUGCUGUGACUGUGAAGUCCUUCCUGCAGGCGCCCAUGGAGGGCAUUGUCCUGGAGACGUAUGGUAGUGGAAACGCCCCUGACAACCGCGCUGACCUGCUUGAGGAGUUCCGGAAUGCCACAGAGAGGGGCGUGAUCAUGGUCAACUGCACCCAGUGUCUGAGGGGUUCUGUCACCACAUCGUAUGCCACCGGAAAGGCCUUGAGUGACGCAGGACUGGUGGCAGGCUGUGACAUGACUCCUGAGGCUGCCCUGUGCAAGCUGUCCUACGUGCUGGCCAGGACGGACCUCAGCAUAGAGGCCAAAAAAAAGAUGCUGAGUCAGAACCUGCGGGGAGAGAUGAUCGCUGACCUGCAGGGGGCCAAGCUCACUCUGAGCGACAGUCGCUUCAUCCAGGUCAUCGCCAAGUCCCUGAGCAUCAGCUGUAAGGAGGAGCUAGAAGCCGUCCGGGAUGCUCUGACCCCCACCUUAGCUUGUGCCGCUUCUAAGAUAGGAGACUUGGAGGCUUUGGAUGCCAUAAAGGAGAUGGGCAGUAAUCUAAGUCUGGGGGAUUAUGAUGGACGUACCCCUCUGCACAUCGCUUCCUGUGAGGGCCACCUAAAAGUGGUGCAGUAUCUACUGAGCCAGGGCGCCACUGGCUACGCCAAAGAUCGCUAUGGGGACACACCCCUGCGCAAUGCUGUGCGCUUCAGACACAAAGAGGUGGUGAAGCUGCUGAGAAAAACUGGAGCUCAUUUCUCCAGGGAUGAGUUGGAGGAUGCCGGCUCAGAGCUGUGCAGUCUGGCAGCCAGUGCUGACAUUGAGGGCCUGGAGAUGUGGCACCUGGCCGGGGGAGACCUGGACACGCCAGGCUACGACGGGCAGACGCCGAUGGAGGUGGCUAAGAAUGUGGGGAAUGAAGUUGUGAUUGACUUCUUACACCAGGUCAGCCAGUACCACGCCCAGCCUCUGUUUAAAGAUGAUGCUGAGAAUGAAGAAUACAUUGAGUUCUCAGCCUGUCCAAAAGAAUCCUGAAGACCAAGAUCCUCAACUCUUUUACUUCUUCAUCCAUCACUCUCCCUCUCCUUUUCACUCUCUUACACUGGACAUUUGCACAAGCUUGCAGAUUUUAUUUUGAUUCAUUCAAACCAUUUUACAAUUGAUAUAUUUACGAUAAUCUCAUGUACUGUUGCUUAACUGUAGUUGUAAAAGCACUAGUAGCACAACAUUGGAUAUCAAGUAAUAUGCUUGCACUGUGCCUAGAACAAGCAGCACUAUAUCUGUUUGUUUUGUAUGUCCACAGUAUAUGAUGCAUCUGGAGCAAUUCACUCUGUUUGCAUUAAGAGUAUUAUCAGUGAUCAUUGGAAGCACAGGGUAGAAUGCUGUACCUUAUACUAGGCACUUGAUGGGUAGAAUGCUGUGCUUUUAGAUGUACUUUAUGAAAUGCUUAGUAUAGGGUGCAAUUUAUUCUAAACUGAAAUCCUUGUGAAAUCCUUCUGAACUGAAAUCAUGGUCUGAUGACACAAAAAUAGAACCGUUUGGCCAUAAUAACCAUCGUUAUGUUUGGAGGAAAAAGGGGGAGGCUUGCAAGCCGAAGAACACCAUCCCAACCGUGAAGCACGCGGGUGGCAGCAUCAUGUUGUGGAGGUGCUUUGCUGCAGGAGGGACUGGUGCACUUCACAAAAUAGAUGGCAUCAUGAGGAUGGAAAAUGAUGUGGAUAUAUUGAAGCAACAUCUCAAGACUUCAGUCAGGAAGUUAAAGCUUGGUUGCUAAUGGGUCUUCCAAAUGGACAAUGACCCCAAGCAUACUUCCAAAGUUGUGGCAAAAUGGCUUAAGGACAACAAAGUCAAGGUAUUGGAGUGGCAAUCUUAAAUUGACCUAAAACAGGGAAUUUUUACUAGGAUUAAAUGUCAGGAAUUGUGAAAAACUGAGUUUAAAUGUAUUUGGCUAAGGUGUAUGUAAACUUCCAACUUCAACUGUAUAUAUAUAUAUAUAUAUAUAUAUAUAUAUAUAUAUAUUUUUUUUAGGGUGGGGGCUUGCCUGUUUUGCGUGUUAUUUUGGCAUUAAUGUGUCACAUAUCAAUUUGCAUUUGGUACCUUGGGUCGAGUGUUAGCACAAAACACACGAAACCCCCGUUUCUCAACCGUGUAAUUUGGGGCCAUGUCUUUGCAGAUGUAAGUUGUCAUGGCAGCUGUUAUCUCCUUCCAUCUUCGUGAUUCUUUGCCAUAUGGUGUGCCGCAGGCAAAGCCUCUUGCAACAUCUGAGUCGGGGGUUUGUUUUGACUACUUGACUGUACUUUUUUGGGUCUCAUCUGUAGACUCUCCGUACUGUUUCACAUGAUUCUUGCAUAGGUGGUAAAAGAGGUUAGUGGUGUUUGAGCCUGUUGGCGGGACCGGCCUGCUGCAUAUUUAGCAGAGGAUGGUUUUCUGGCCCGUGUCAGACUUUUCAUACCCAAACCACGUCCAUGCGACCAAAGUAGCGCUCUUUUAUGCACGAGCUCUGUGUCUCCGUGCUCUGUGUCACGUUCACUCUACUCCAUGUUUGUUUGUGUUUCAAAUUUUCUUCUACACGAACGCAAAGCGUCCUCCAAUUGACGAAAAUAUCGCCAUCGAGAGUGUGAUUUGUGACACAACGAAAUAAACGAUAGAGCAUAAUGAAACAUGAUAUACACUGCUCAAAAAAAUAUAGGGAACACUUAAACAACCCAAUGUAACUCCAAGUCAAUCACACUUCUGUGAAAUCAAACUGUCCACUUAGGAAGCAACACUGAUUGACAAUACAUUUCACAUGCUGUUGUGCAAAUGGAAUAGACAAAAGGUGGAAAUUAUAGGCAAUUAGCAAGACACCCCCAAUAAAGGAGUGGUUCUGCAGGUGGUGACCACAGACCACUUCUCAGCUUCCUGGCUGAUGUUUUGGUCGCUUUUAAAUGCUGGCGGUGCUUUCACUCUAGUGGUAGCAUGAGACGUAGUCUACUACCCACACAAGUGGCUCAGGUAGUGCAGCUCAUCCAGGAUGGCACAUCAAUGCGAGCUGUGGCAAGAAGGUUUGCUGUGUCUGUCAGCGUAGUGUCCAGAGCAUGGAGGCGCUACCAGGAGACAGGCCAGUACAUCAGGAGACGUGGAGGAGGCCGUAGGAGGGCAACAACCCAGCAGCAGGACCGCUACCUCCGCCUUUGUGCAAGGAGGAGCACUGCCAGAGCCCUGCAAAAUGACCUCCAGCAGGCCACAAAUGUACAUGUGUCUGCUCAAACGGUCAGAAACAGACUCCAUGAGGGUGGUAUGAGGGCCCGACGUCCACAGGUGGGGGUUGUGCUUACAGCCCAACACCGUGCAGGACGUUUGGCAUUUGCCAGAGAACACCAAGAUUGGCAAAUUCGCCACUGGCGCCCUGUGCUCUUCACAGAUGAAAGCAGGUUCACACUGAGCACAUGUGACAGACGUGACGGAGUCUUGAGACGCCGUGGAGAACGUUCUGCUGCCUGCAACAUCCUCCAGCAUGACCGGUUUGGCGGUGGGUCAGUCAUGGUGUGGGGUGGCAUUUCUUUGGGGGGCCGCACAGCCCUCCAUGUGCUCGCCAGAGGUAGCCUGACUGCCAUUAGGUACCGAGAUGAGAUGCUCAGACCCCUUGUGAGACCAUAUGCUGGUGCGGUUGGCCCUGGGUUCCUCCUAAUGCAAGACAAUGCUAGACCUCAUGUGGCUGGAGUGUGUCAGCAGUUCCUGCAAGAGGAAGGCCUUGAUGCUAUGGACUGGCCCGCCCGUUCCCCAGACCUGAAUCCAAUUGAGCAUAACUGGGACAUCAUGUCUCGCUCCACCCGCCAACGCCACGUUGCACCACAGACUGUCCAGGAGUUGGCGGAUGCUUUAGUCCAGGUCUGGGAGGAGAUCCCUCAGGAGACCAUCCGCCACCUCAUCAGGAGCAUGCCCAGGCGUUGUAGGGAGGUCAUACAGGCACGUGGAGGCCACACACACUACUGAGCCUCAUUUUGACUUGUUCUAAGGACAUUACAUCAAAGUUGGAUCAGCCUGUAGUGGGGUUAUCCACUUUAAUUUUGAGUGUGACUCCAAAUCCAGACCUCCAUGGGUUGACAAAUGUGAUUUCCAUUGAUAAUUUUUGUGUGAUUUUGUUGUCAGCACAUUCAACUAUGUAAAGAAAAAAGUAUUUAAUAAGAAUAUUUCAUUCAUUCAGAUCUAGGAUGUGUUAUUUUUGUGUUCCCUUUAUUUUUUUGAGCAGUGUAUAUCGUCUUAUCGCCCAGCCCUACAAGUGAUAGGCUAAUAUUGUCACCCAUCAGACUAUUCUUGAUUUAAUCUUGUCUUUACAUUUACUAAAUAAUAUAUAUGUGACAUUUGUUUUGAUUUAGAAUAGACCAUUAUCAUGCACUUGUAUCGAAACGGGGAGUUGAAAAAAUACGUUGUCUUUAUAGCCUACCUGGCUGGCAAGUAUGUACUCUAUACUAUACUCUACUUUGUUGUAAAUAUAAGCAAUGUGCUUAAUAUUAGUAAACUUGAGAAAAAUAUAGUAGGCCUAGCCUAUAUAAAGCUGAUGGGAUCCUCGUCUUUUUAUUUAGCAGCUAUCACUCUGUUUUCUUGCGCAAUUGCAUAGCCUAUAGAAAUGUUGCGCAACAUGAGCUCAUGGGCUCUCAUGAAGUGUUUGAUUCGAAAUGUUUGAUUCGUCUCUGGGGCUUGAACUGACAAUUUAUUUAUGGCUUGGUGAUAACCUACAGCCUGCAUUCCAUAGACAUUGUUUCUAAUCGUCCUUGCAUCUGGGAAACCAAGGUGGCUUAUGAUGCCCCGAUCUGCAUGGGAGAGGUGGAAUCAGCCAUGACUAAGUAUUUUUAGGCCUACUAUAUAAGACCUCUGUUUUUUCAUUAUCGUAAAGGCUAUCGGUCCAACACUCGAGUAUGGGGUCGACAGCGUCGUCAUUGCAAUAAUUAAUCAAUAUUAAAUAAAGAUGAUUGUUUUGAAGAAA
This is a messenger RNA of Salvelinus fontinalis (brook trout), 5974 nucleotides long. RefSeq names its product 60 kDa lysophospholipase-like. The transcript has 17 exons. Gene Ontology annotation, molecular function: asparaginase activity; protein binding. The record is from RefSeq and is a predicted model, not a curated record. Gene Ontology annotation, biological process: amino acid metabolic process. NCBI's taxonomy places the organism in Eukaryota, Metazoa, Chordata, Actinopteri, Salmoniformes, Salmonidae. Bases 61 to 2043 code for a protein of 660 amino acids.